Eremomyces bilateralis CBS 781.70 is the source of this 707-nucleotide messenger RNA. RefSeq lists its product as uncharacterized. The transcript is spliced from 3 exons. The record is from RefSeq and is a predicted model, not a curated record. NCBI's taxonomy places the organism in Eukaryota, Fungi, Ascomycota, Dothideomycetes, Eremomycetales, Eremomycetaceae. The annotation marks the transcript as partial.
UCGCGUUUCCAUUUUCAACAGUCUAAAAGCAGAAGAGUAUCGUCUCUAGUUAUAGCCCCGCAAUCUCCAGUCUCACCAGUACCAGUCACUCAUUUCCUCAAAAUCCCCAUCUUUUGGGAGGAUAUCGGAUUCAUUCUUUCUAAUGCCUGCGGAAAUAUAUAACACUGAGCGAUUUGGCCAGCUGUAUUACGCAUCCCGAGCCCCAGCCAGUCUGAACCUUGAUCUUGCGCAACAGUUCAUAACAUCUCUGCUCGAUGCCAGCAGCAUUGACUACGCAUGCAUGGGGGGGUGGGCGCUCCAAAAGAGGGGCUCAACUCGAACUACCACUGAUGUGGAUAUCGUCGUGAGGGCUUCUAUGGAAACUCUACGAACCCUGCUAAUCCAACAAACUCGUGUUUGUUUCCCACAGGCAUAUGGUAGUACGUCGGUUACAAUAUUCGUUCACACUGGGCAAGGAUGGGACAGUGACUGUCCUCAUGUGACGCCUCUGGCUGUGCAUGUUGAUAUUAUCGUUAGUGGCAAUUUGCACACCCCAAUAGAUCUGAGGGGGGUGACAGAACUGAUAUCUACUUCACACGGUUCAGUCAGAAUCCUGAACACAUACUUCCAGACCUAUACCAAGUUUGGGGGCUUCAUGGACAGAGGGUGCAAGGCAGAGAAAGAUUUUGAAGACCUGGUCUUUCUGCUGAGCAAUCACUGGCAGCAGU